GUCCUGAAGAUGCAGCGUGCACGGACCGAACCCCCCGCCGCAUCCCUAAGUGAAGUAUACGACCCGUUCUCGCAAGUAGGUGAAGGAGAGAGGGCGAGUGGAAAAGCCGUGAGAGGGAGUGGGAAGUAGAAUGAACCAGAAAGGGAGGCAGCGCAGCGCAGCGCAGCGCCGCACGAACGAGCGAGCGAGAGGAUGGGUGGGGGGAGAGAGAGACUCAGAGGCAGGAAGUGUGCAACAGCCAGCGAAACAGAAAUGAAGGGAGUUUGAGGGAGAGGGUGGAAAAUCCGAGGCCCUCCGCCAACCGAGGGUGAGAGAGAAAGAGGGCAAGGGUCCAGCAGAAGCAAAGAAGCGGGAUCGAGAAGGGGAGGUUGUCGGAGUGAACGAACAUGCGUGAGAAAGUUACAGGACAGAAAGGUAGAACCGCUGAGAAAGACAUCUCCCGGACGUUGCCUCUCGAGAGAUUGCAGGAUGUCCUCUGAGACAAAAGGGAUGGGUCAGCGCUGGCCUCAACCAACUCGGUUGCAGAAUGGAUUACGACAUCAGGGAGAAGCGGGUCAACAUCUGGACAGAUCUCAAGCGGGCAUCCACACUUAUUUUUGGACCGGCCACGUAAUGAGCACCUGUGGACCGAAGCAAGGAAAUUCCACCUGCAAUGGAUACGAUCAUCCCCCUCUAGCCAAUCAGAGGGGUCACGUACGGCUAGACAAGAGCUGUCAGGCAGAGUUAAUGAGGGUGCAGUGGAACCGGCCCCUUGGGAACGGACUGCAACAUAACAGAGUCUCUGUGAACUACAGCUUGAGAGAAUGCAGCUUUGUGGCCUGCCAGCGCCAGACCGAGCCACACCUCUCCUCGGGGAAGUGUGUUUUGGACGCGCCAGCACAGUUCAGAGGUCACGGAAACUGUGGGUCGCCUGUUUGUGCGGCCGAGCAACAAUCAGGCUCUGUGAGAGAGGCCCUCCUUAAGGAGCCGAAUGCGUCGGACUGGACGAGAACAAGUGACUUUGAUAGCGUACUUUACACUUCUAAUGGUAGAUCGGCGGGACAAGACUUGAACCUGGCGCAUAAAGUUAUGUUCUCCACCAAAGAUUACAGUAGUACCCACCAGCAAAUAAGACGUCAGGAAGACGUUGCCCAAGGGGAUGUGAACGGACCAGGAAAGACGUCGAGCUCUAAACAGAGCCAAAGGGCAAUACAAGACCAGAUUCAAAACGUGGUGGUGAACCUCGAAGAGGUACUUCAUGGCCUGAAAGAGAUACAUCUGGAAAUGAAUGAGGUGGUCCGGCAAAUAGACCUGCUGACUGCGGACAUUGAUAUGGGCGAAGACGAUCCAGGUGGUGCUUUGUCAAGUAAGAUGAAGAUGGACAUACCUGAAUCAGAGUCUCCGAGAUGUGGGGACAGUGUAGCGGCAUGUUCAUCAAACAAGGCCCAACCAGCAUACUCCAUCAGGGAUCAAACGCAAUCACUUGGAUCAACUCAGGAGAUGGUCCAUUCCCAAAGACAUGAAUCGAGAACCGCUACCGGACGCCGGGAACAGAAGCCCCCUCCAUACCCGUACCCCAGCACAACGGGAAGAGUGAACACUAAAGCAAAAGGCCAGAAAGCACCACCUUACCCUUUCAGACGAAGACUACUCUCUACUAUUGUUUGAGUCAUUUCGUGCCAUGAACUAGAACAACAUGCACCGUUAUGGAAGAAAAAGCUGUACAUGGUGCGACGAGCAGCUUUUCGGUAAAAAUCAAAGGAUUCUGACAAAGCCUGAAAACAUCGUGGGAAUUCUCAAUGAGAAGCUCAACGACAUCAGAAGAUCAGAAGCCGUCUGGGACUGAGCGAGAGAGAGGGGAGAUAAGUGACACAAGACAAACUAAUGGAGAAACCAAGAGGAUGCACUGAAUAACAAAAAGAUCCUGUCUAAGAAAAACAGAAAGAGACAGGAGUCUAUGGAGCGCUUGUUUCAAACACGCUUUUGAACUUAUAUUCACACAGGGGACAAUGCCACAAGGACGGCACCGUCGGCUUGCUCCUGAGAAUUUCAAUGUCAUCUGAAGCUGUUGUCGUGAUGUCUUGAUGUGCAAACACGGCCGACUGAUUUUGAUCUGAGAGCCGAUGAGCUUUAGGAAUCUGAACUGAGGUUUGAUCUUAAGGCAGAUGUCAUCAAUGCCCUUCAAAAACAUUUUUUAUGUGCCGAGUUCAUAAAUAAAAAGUUACGUUCUGCAUUUUCUCAGUCUAAUGUGUCAAAGCGUUGAAAGCAUGUCUUCAUAUUGAAUCAUAUACGGAUUGCUGGAUGUUUUAGUCAUUGAAGCUCUGUCAAAUAAUGAAGAAUUGGUGCGUUUGAGUCUCCGGAGGUAC
This is a messenger RNA of Triplophysa rosa, 2345 nucleotides long. RefSeq lists its product as uncharacterized. The record is from RefSeq and is a predicted model, not a curated record. The coding region runs from base 469 to 1647 and encodes 392 amino acids. NCBI's taxonomy places the organism in Eukaryota, Metazoa, Chordata, Actinopteri, Cypriniformes, Nemacheilidae. Gene Ontology annotation, biological process: positive regulation of cell size; positive regulation of translation. The transcript is spliced from 4 exons.